Molecule: messenger RNA, 1002 nt
Organism: Tupaia belangeri chinensis (Chinese tree shrew)
Lineage: Eukaryota; Metazoa; Chordata; Mammalia; Scandentia; Tupaiidae
Gene: AWAT2
Product: acyl-CoA wax alcohol acyltransferase 2
Exons: 7
Coding region: 1-1002 (333 amino acids)
Biological process (GO): lipid metabolic process
Cellular component (GO): endoplasmic reticulum membrane
Molecular function (GO): retinol O-fatty-acyltransferase activity
Source: RefSeq, a predicted model, not a curated record
AUGCUCAUGCCCUCCAAGAAGGACCUCAAGACUGCCAUGGAGGUUUUUGCUCUUUUCCAGUGGGCCCUCAGUGCCUUUCUUAUCGUAAGCAUCGUGAUCUUUGUCAACCUCUACUUGGUGGUGUUCACACCAUACUGGCCUGUCACUGUGCUCAUUCUCACCUGGCUGGCUUUUGACUGGAAGACCCCUGAGCGAGGUGGCCGCCGGUUUAACUGCGUGAGACACUGGUGCCUAUGGAAACAUUACUGUGAUUAUUUUCCUCUCAAGCUCUUGAAGACUCAUGAUCUCUCCCCCAGCCAGAACUACAUCCUUGCCUGCCACCCUCAUGGGCUCAUGUCCCAUGGAUGCUUUGGCCACUUUUCCACAGCAACCUCAGGCUUCUCCAAGAUUUUUCCUGGAAUCACCCCUUAUAUGCUCACACUGGGGGCCUUUUUCUGGGUACCUAUCUUCAGAGACUAUGUCAUGUCUACAGGGGCCUGCUCUGUGAGCCAGUCCUCCAUGGACUUUCUGCUUACCCGUAAAGGCACAGGCAACAUGCUCAUUGUGGUUGUUGGUGGCCUGGCUGAGUGCAGAUACAGCCUGCCAGGCUCUUCCACCCUGGUCUUGAAGAACCGGUUUGGCUUUGUGCGUGUGGCCCUUCGACAUGGGGUGGCUCUAAUCCCUUCCUAUGCCUUUGGGGAGACGGACCUCUACAAUCAGCAUAUUUUCACUCCUGAAGGCUUGGUCAACCGUUUUCAGAAGUGGUUCCAGAGUAUAGUCAAGAUCUAUCCUUGUGCUUUCUAUGGGCGAGGCUUCACCAAGAAUUCCUGGGGCCUUCUACCCUACACACGACCUGUAACCACCGUCAUCGGGGAGCCUCUACAACUACCCAAGAUUGAGAAUCCCAGCCAGGAGAUUGUGGCUAAAUAUCAUGAACUCUAUAUUGAUGCCCUUCGCAAAUUAUUUGACCAGUUUAAGACGAAGUUUGGCUUCUCGGAGACCCAGGAGUUGGUGAUAGUUUGA